Molecule: messenger RNA, 560 nt
Organism: Paramecium sonneborni
Lineage: Eukaryota; Ciliophora; Oligohymenophorea; Peniculida; Parameciidae
Source: the annotation of a GenBank genome assembly
AUGAGAAAAUCAAUAAGUACUUCUUCUUAUAGCGGCUAUAAAUUGAAUAAUGAUUCAACAAGAAUUGAAUCGUUUUAGGACUCAACAAGAGUUUUAUAAAUGAAUAUAAGUCAAUAUGAAGAUACAUUGUCACAAGAAGUAUUUAUUUCUUCAGCUUACGAACAUAUACGAGAAGUUAGAGUAUACUGAUUAGUUUAUUACAGGAUCUUAUUUUUAACUCGAGGUAAAGUAUGAAACCUUUGAGAGAAUCAAUAAGCCAAUUAAGAUAUUAGAUUCAGAGCAUAGAAUAUUAAUAAAGGAAGGAUUAGAUUAACUUAGAGUAUGAUAUCAGCUUAAGCAUACAUAAAUUAAAAUAAGUAAGCCUUUAAUGGUCUUAUUCAAGAAAAUAAAUUAAUUUGAAGUUGUUUAAACUGGAGAAUUUGUCUUGUUACAAGAUUAAAUAUAGAAACUGCAACAUGAAGAUUAAGAAAUUAUUUAGAAUAUUGAUACCUUAGAAAUAAGAAUAAUAGAUUUAGCACCAUAAAUUGGGCAGUACACAUAUUAGCAUUAUUAAUAAUGAG